GUUCAGUCCUAUUCAGACUUCGUAUUAGGCAGGUACAUUAAAAAUUAGACGGUGAAAUUUUCAUACACUAAUAAAAAUGUGACAGUAUUUGCGUUGCUAACGUGAAGUCACGUCGCUGUCAACGAAAGUCGCUAUAGUUUCACAAAAAGAAAUUCAACGCGAAUCAGAAAUGUCACAAAUCUACAAUGUGGUGGUUAUGCACGUUAUUUUUUUAGUAUUGUGUAUAUUAGGGGUUGGCGGUAAGCCUUCGUUUACUUUUGAUUUUCCGACAUUGUCUUCUCUUAAUACUAAUGGGAGGGAAAUUAAAUUAAAACGUUAUUCUGGAGCGCGUGUGGACAAGGAUUCUUUAAGGAUGGUUUAUGUGAACGAUCAAACUGUAGCUGUGGUGGAAUUGGGGCCUAAAAAAUUACUACUUAACUGUGAACUUAUCGAAAUUUUAGAAGAAGAACAAAUUUCAGAGGUACUAGGUGAGUUCAAAUCAUCUGCUCGACCAAUGCCGAUAUCUUUCGAUGAAAUGAGAACACUAAUGAACCAAUGCAUGCAGCUACAAUCAAGAAAAUAUCUUAAAAGUCACAGGGAACUGCAUAAAAACAGUACCAAUCGGGCGCAAGAAAGAGCCCUAAAAAAUCCUUUCACCCUUCUCAACGGUAUAAUACCAGGUACCAAAUGGUGCGGUACCGGAGACAUUGCACGUGACUAUUUUGAUUUGGGCGCCGAAUCAACGGUGGAUAUGUGUUGUCGGGCACACGAUUUAUGCCCUAUAAAAAUAAGAGCUUAUUCCCAAAAAUACAAUUUAACAAAUAACUCCCUAUACACCAAAUCUCAUUGUAGUUGCGACGAUGAUUUUUUUGAUUGUCUAAAAAAAUCUAAAGGUUCCGCAACCGCCAAUAUUAUGGGAAACAUUUAUUUCAAUCUAGUUCAAGUGCCGUGUCUGGAAGGUUUCUAUAAUGAUAUACGAUUUAGAAGUGCCAGAAAAAACUUUUGAAAUAUUUGAAAAAUAUGAUUGUUACAAAUAUAAAUUUUGACAAAAGAUUAUCAAGAUUACACUUUGUUAUUUUAAUUGGUAUGUGUUCUAAUUACAAUCGAUUACUCUAGAAUCAAAAAAUGUGCCAUAAGUAAUCAAAAACUACGUCAAAAACUUUUGAUACAUGGUCGCAGAUUUUCUACAUAAAUCAUUAACACUACCAUUAUCUUAUAAAAGUACAAUACUCUAACCUUAACUUUCAAAUUUUAUUUAUCACCUUGUAUAUAUUUGGAACAUUCAUAUUUAUUAUUGAUAAAACACUUUUUUAAUUUGAAAAAAUUGUGAUUUUAUCUUUAUUUUAUGAUUUUAAUUUAAUAAAAGAUAAUUAUCUACAAA
This is a messenger RNA of Diorhabda carinulata, 1360 nucleotides long. RefSeq names its product phospholipase A2 hemilipin (gene sPLA2B). Gene Ontology annotation, biological process: arachidonate secretion; phospholipid metabolic process. The record is from RefSeq and is a predicted model, not a curated record. NCBI's taxonomy places the organism in Eukaryota, Metazoa, Arthropoda, Insecta, Coleoptera, Chrysomelidae. The coding region runs from base 170 to 985 and encodes 271 amino acids. The transcript has 3 exons.